This is a messenger RNA of Oreochromis aureus, 710 nucleotides long. RefSeq names its product proline-, glutamic acid- and leucine-rich protein 1-like. Gene Ontology annotation, biological process: rRNA processing. The coding region runs from base 238 to 660 and encodes 140 amino acids. Lineage: Eukaryota; Metazoa; Chordata; Actinopteri; Cichliformes; Cichlidae. The transcript has 4 exons. Gene Ontology annotation, cellular component: nucleus. The record is from RefSeq and is a predicted model, not a curated record.
UUUCCACAGUUAGUCGACUAACAGAUCAGUGAUGAGCACUAAAUGUUGAAAAUGUAAUUCAAGCUCUGACCUUUAUGAAACUAAAGGGAACCAGUGGUUUGUUGGGAAGUAUGUGCUGAGCUCUCUUCUGCUCCUGCUCCUGUGCGUGGGGUGUCCUGUUUCCAGCUCCGGGCAGGACUAUCGGCCGAUGUUGUUCCUGGAGGAAAGCCCGGUCCUCGUAGGACGAAGCAUUUGGUGAUGGCAGAUACAGUCGGGCCAUCGCUGCAGAGGAAAGGAGACCAUCUAGCCAAUCAUGAUACCUGCCUUGCAGCUGUCAGGGCACUGAGACAGAUCAUACAGACCAGUGGGACGCUACUGAAGGACGACAUUCACAAGCGGCUGCAUGAGGUGGUUCUACCGCUGUGUGUGCGCCUGCAGCAGCAGCAGUCUUGCAGCAGCAAUGCAUGUGAAUCUGCAGGGAGUGCGAGUGGGCAGUACAGCAGUGCUCUUACUCGACGAGAACUGUACAGGUUAUUGCUGGCCCUGGUCCUGGUCCCCUCACCCUGUUGGCCUCCACCUCUGACCUGUGCCGUGUCAAUCCUCAGUAACGGACGCACCGACAGGAAUGUUAAGGUAAGUCCUAACGACCUGAAACACUGCAAAAAGCUUUUAAAAAUGUAGCAACGUGUAGUGGGUGGAUGGAUCAACAUUUCUCUUGCUGUGAUGUUGAA